UCUUCGGGUGCACCACAAAGGCAGGGAUCCUCCAUGUUUCUGUUGAGGAGUCUUGGCAGGAGUCUCAAGGAAUUCCUCAAGAGCACCGGACUGCAUGGUCUGAAGUUUGUUGGAGACUCCAGUCUCAGCAGUUGGGAGAGAUCUUUUUUCUUUUGUUCAUUUGUGGUCGCCUUGGUGGUCACGUGCAACCUCAUCUCGAACAUCUACGCCAAGUGGGAUAGCACUCCGGUGAUAAUUGGGAUCAGUCCACAGGCCACAUCCAUUUUGAAAGUUCCCUUUCCGGCCAUCACCAUAUGCAACAUGAAUCAGGUUCAGAGCAGCCAAGUGUCGCAUUACAGAGAGGGCUCGGAUGAGAGCGCAAUUUUGAAGCUGUUAUGCAACUCCGAAAUGGAGGACUCUGAAGACCUUGACGAUGACGUGUCCCGUUCAAACUUUGCCCAGAGUACCCUCAGUUUAUCUGAUUUCGUUUCGAACCACUCCCAGCGCUGCGAUAAGAUGCUGCUUUACUGCAGAUUCAAUGCCGUGGAGCACAACUGCUCGCACCUGUUCCAGCAGCUCAUGACGGACGAGGGCCUGUGUUGUGUAUUCAACUUUCAGCCCCCAGAGUUCCUCUACAAGCCAUUUUCAAAUAGCAGACGAAAUUUGACAAUGAAAAAUGGUUUUGAAGCGGUCAAAUGGAAUCCAGAGACAGGUUAUCCCGACAAAUUACCAACCAAAUAUUACCCAGCGACAGCAAUUGGAACUGGAAUUGCACUGGGAUUUACUGCUGUUCUCGAUGCGCAGAUGAGCGAGUACUACUGCUCCUCGACCAAUGGGCCGGGCUUCAAGGUCUACUUCCACAAUCCAACCGAAGUGCCUGUUGUCAAGGAGGCAGGACUCAUCACAGCCAUUGGCUUUGAAACCAACUACCGCAUGGAGGUGUUACGAGCGGAGGCAGUGCCAGCAAUUCGCUCCAUUUCGCGGGAUGGUCGUCAGUGCCUGUUCGGAAACGAGAAGGACCUGAUAUUCUACCAGACCUACACGCGGCUCAAUUGCGAGCACGAGUGCAUGGCCGGAUACUUGUACGAGUCCUGCGCCUGCAUUCCCUUCGUCUAUCCGCAGAUCUACAGCAAUGCCACAACGUGUGGCAUGAGGGACACUCUCUGCCUGCAUCGGGCCCAACAGGCAGCCAUCCGACCGGGAUGGGUCAAGUGCCGGCAGCAGUGCCUGCCCGGCUGUUUCGACCUCAGCUACAUGGCCAGCGGCUUCUCCUUUCCCCUGGCCACCAGCAAAUUCCAACUGGCCAAUCCGCUGGUGGAGAGCAUCAACAAAUCGUAUCUGAGUGGGAAUAUAGCCGUCAUCAAUGUCUACUACCGGGAGUCCGUCUACUAUGGCAACACGAAAAACGCAUACGUGGGACUCACAGAGUUCCUUUCUAACAUUGGAGGAGUGAUGGGCCUCUUCAUGGGCUUCAGCGUAAUCUCUUUGGCGGAAAUCUUUUACUUUCUCCUUCUGAAGCCUCUCGUAGAGCUGUUCCUAUGGAAAAGGUCCGCCCAGGUUGAUGCACAAAAUUCCAUAAAGCAUAACGCAUUUGCCAUGGAACAGCCAGAGAUGAUCGAUAAUAAAGCCAUAGUCUGGCACACACGAGAGCUGUAUCCCCAGGGACCAAAGCUAAAACUCAGCAGAACGGUAAAGAGAAACCGAAAUAAAACAAAUGUAUUCGCCCAGUGAGAAUUCACAGAACUGCGAAUAUGUACAAUUGGUACUAAAUUAUUAAACCUUA
Drosophila guanche is the source of this 1762-nucleotide messenger RNA. It is a transcript of the gene ppk12, whose product is annotated as pickpocket protein 28. Gene Ontology annotation, cellular component: membrane. Gene Ontology annotation, biological process: sodium ion transmembrane transport. Gene Ontology annotation, molecular function: ligand-gated sodium channel activity. NCBI's taxonomy places the organism in Eukaryota, Metazoa, Arthropoda, Insecta, Diptera, Drosophilidae. The record is from RefSeq and is a predicted model, not a curated record. The transcript has 7 exons. The coding region runs from base 34 to 1710 and encodes 558 amino acids.